CUACUCAGUAAACUUCUGCAAACUAAGCAAUAAAAAAGCAAAGAGACACAUAGAUGAACUGACUGAUCAAACACGUUCUCACAAACACAAAACAUUGGCUUUAUAUAAGACAAUCCUCAAGAAGCUGAAAAGUUAAUUUUAUUGGUGGGAAUGAUUUAUGAGCAGCGAGUGCUGCCAUCAUGCCUUUGUCCUCUUGUUGCAAAUAAUUAUGUUUUAACUUUCCAGACGUUCCUAAGUUGACACAACAAAAAUUGGUUUUCUAUCCGUGCAGCAAAGGCUUUCGAGGAGAUUAGAAACCUGGCAGUUGCACAGUAAAACCGCAUGAUGUUGAAUAAUUUAUAUAAGAUUACGUUUUGUACUGCACGUUAUGAAAUAUCAUUAAAGUAUUGUUUGCUCAAGCAAUCAGACUUAGACCUCAGGUUGUGUGAUCAGCGUUGCUGUUUUACUCGGGCUUUUGCUUACUAUUACAGAAAACUGAGAAUGAUAGUUAGCUUGUUCACAGCGCUUGAGCUUAAGGGAGAGCUUUUGGGGUUUUGGAUGGGAACAGAAUAAACCCCAUUCAAUUAUCAUGCAUACUGUAGGCAAUUAUGUUGAAAUGGAUCUAUGACAGCAAAAGAACUGAAAUAAUAGAAAACCAUCAGUUUCCAAAACGAAGCACAAAGCUGCCCAGGGCAGUUGCUGCACAACAGCCAAGCCAUUAGCUGCUGUUUACAUUCCCAAGUCCCACGCUGGGGUGAAGUCUGACACACCUCUGGACAGGCUGCUUAUUCUCUUCAGGCACAGCUGGGUUUGUCCGUGUCCACGUGCCACAUCCCAGAAUUAGCUCUGCCCUCAAGUACUCCAUGAGCAGUGUCGUGCCAAGCACAGCAAAGCGACUGCUUUCUAGACUUUGCAUACAACGCUGCCAUUAACAGCGCUAGGAUUGGGUUUACUCCUGCAGUGGCAGCACGCUGCUGCUGAUACAUGUUUACUGUCAACCCCCUGGCACCUUCUCAGUGUUCUGGCUAUGUGGAGUUCCUGUGCUCGAUUUCAACUUCCAACAUUUGAGUACAUGUACAUGUCUCCCACUUGUCUCCCACACGACUGGCGAACAAAGCCCAAGCAACGGAGCGAGUAGCAUCACGGCCCAGCCGCCUUCAGGCCGCUCUGCGCUGAGGCCCGGACCGCCGCCAUCUUGCGGCAGGCAGCCCACGGCCCGCAGUGCUCGAGCCCUCACACACAGCCCGACCCCUCUGCCCCGCCGCGCCGCUAUUGGCCACUUCAGCUUCCAUGCCGUAUUCCUAUUGGUUGGAAAAGACGUCAGUCAGGAGGAGGGCGUGGCUCCGAUCUCGGCCCGCAGGGCUGUUCGGCCGAUCGAGUGGCGCUUUUCGCCGCCGUCACUGCGCUUGCGCAAGGCCCCAGUACUGGGCAAACCGCGGCGCGGCCCGCAGCUGCGCCUGCGUACUGCUUUCUCGCCUCCCCUCCCCCCACCCCGGAACGGAAGUGCUGGGGCCGCGGCAGUUCCGUCUCGGCGUUGUUCGCGCUGGACAAAAUGGCGAAGAUCGCCAAGACCCACGAAGAUAUCGAAGCGCAGAUCCGAGAAAUUCAAGGCAAAAAGCCUGCCCUUGAUGAAGCACAAGGAGUAGGCCUCGACUCCACCGGGUAUUAUGAUCAAGAAAUUUAUGGUGGCAGUGACAGCAGGUUUGCAGGAUACGUAACAUCCAUUGCAGCAACUGAAUUGGAAGACGAUGAUGAUGAUUACCCAUCUACAAGUUUGCUUGGCCAGAAGAAGCCGGGGUACCAUGCUCCAGUGGCACUGCUUAAUGACAUACCACAGUCAACCGAACAGUAUGAUCCUUUUGCAGAACACCGUCCUCAAAAGAUUGCAGAUCGGGAAGAUGAGUACAAAAAGCACAGGCGGAUGAUGAUAAUUUCCCCUGAGCGUCUUGAUCCUUUUGCAGAUGGAGGGAAGACACCAGACCCUAAAAUGAAUGCCAGAACAUACAUGGAUGUUAUGCGUGAACAGCAUUUAACAAAGGAAGAGAGGGAGAUUAGGCAACAGCUAGCUGAAAAAGCUAAAGCUGGAGAGCUUAAAGUCGUCAAUGGAGCCGCAUCUCAGCCACCUUCAAAACGCAAGCGGCGUUGGGAUCAAACAGCAGAUCAGACUCCUGGUGCAACACCCAAAAAGUUAUCCAGUUGGGAUCAAGCAGAGACUCCUGGACAUACACCAUCUCUGCGAUGGGAUGAAACUCCAGGCCGUGCAAAGGGUAGCGAAACUCCCGGUGCCACCCCUGGCUCAAAGAUAUGGGAUCCCACUCCCAGUCACACGCCAGCAGGAGCUGCGACACCUGGACGGGACACACCUGGUCAUGCAACACCAGGCCAUGGAGGAGCCACUUCCAGUGCACGUAAAAAUCGAUGGGAUGAAACUCCUAAAACAGAAAGAGAUACUCCGGGACAUGGCAGUGGAUGGGCUGAGACUCCUCGUACAGAUAGAGGUGGUGACUCCAUUGGUGAGACACCAACCCCAGGAGCAAGUAAAAGAAAGUCCCGAUGGGAUGAAACACCUGCUAGCCAGAUGGGUGGCAGCACUCCUGUUCUGACACCUGGCAAAACACCCAUUGGUACACCAGCUAUGAACAUGGCAACUCCUACUCCAGGUCAUAUAAUGAGCAUGACUCCUGAACAGCUGCAGGCUUGGCGUUGGGAGAGGGAAAUUGAUGAGAGAAACAGGCCGCUUUCUGAUGAAGAAUUAGAUGCUAUGUUCCCAGAAGGAUAUAAGGUCCUUCCCCCACCAGCUGGUUAUGUACCUAUUCGUACUCCAGCACGUAAACUUACAGCAACUCCCACACCAUUGGGUGGUAUGACUGGAUUCCACAUGCAGACAGAGGACCGGACUAUGAAGAGUGUCAAUGACCAGCCUUCUGGCAAUCUUCCAUUCCUAAAGCCAGAUGAUAUCCAGUACUUCGAUAAGCUGCUGGUUGAUGUUGAUGAAUCGACUCUUAGUCCUGAAGAGCAGAAGGAGAGGAAGAUAAUGAAAUUACUUUUGAAAAUAAAGAAUGGCACGCCUCCCAUGAGAAAGGCUGCCUUGAGACAAAUUACUGAUAAAGCUCGGGAAUUUGGAGCUGGUCCAUUGUUUAAUCAGAUUCUACCAUUGCUGAUGUCACCAACACUGGAGGAUCAGGAGCGCCACUUACUUGUCAAAGUCAUAGACAGAAUUCUGUACAAACUGGAUGACCUGGUCCGACCAUACGUACAUAAGAUUCUUGUUGUCAUUGAACCAUUGCUGAUUGAUGAAGACUAUUAUGCCAGAGUAGAAGGCAGAGAAAUUAUUUCAAACUUGGCUAAGGCUGCUGGUUUGGCAACAAUGAUUUCUACGAUGCGACCUGAUAUUGAUAACAUGGAUGAAUAUGUCCGGAAUACCACAGCUCGAGCCUUUGCUGUUGUUGCCUCUGCUUUGGGCAUUCCUUCUCUGUUGCCCUUCUUGAAAGCUGUCUGUAAAAGUAAAAAAUCCUGGCAAGCGAGGCAUACUGGCAUCAAGAUUGUGCAGCAAAUUGCUAUUCUUAUGGGUUGUGCUAUCUUGCCUCAUCUCAGGAGCUUGGUUGAAAUUAUUGAACAUGGUCUUGUGGAUGAGCAGCAGAAGGUUCGUACCAUCAGUGCUUUGGCUAUUGCUGCUUUAGCUGAGGCAGCUACUCCCUAUGGUAUUGAGUCAUUUGAUUCUGUUCUGAAGCCCUUAUGGAAGGGUAUACGUCAACACAGAGGAAAGGGUUUGGCUGCCUUCUUGAAAGCUAUUGGUUAUCUGAUUCCACUCAUGGAUGCUGAGUAUGCAAACUAUUAUACCAGAGAAGUCAUGCUAAUUCUGAUCAGAGAGUUCCAGUCUCCUGAUGAAGAGAUGAAAAAAAUUGUUUUGAAGGUGGUAAAGCAGUGUUGUGGUACAGAUGGUGUUGAAGCAAACUACAUUAAAACAGAGAUCUUGCCACCUUUUUUCAAACACUUCUGGCAGCACAGAAUGGCUUUGGACAGGAGGAAUUACAGACAGUUGGUGGAUACGACAGUGGAGCUGGCAAAUAAAGUUGGAGCAGCAGAAAUUAUUUCUAGAAUUGUGGAUGAUCUGAAAGAUGAGGCCGAACAGUACAGAAAAAUGGUCAUGGAAACAAUUGAGAAGAUAAUGGGAAAUCUGGGUGCGGCAGACAUUGAUCAUAAGCUGGAAGAGCAACUUAUUGAUGGCAUCUUGUAUGCCUUUCAAGAACAGACCACAGAGGAUUCUGUGAUGCUGAAUGGCUUUGGCACAGUGGUUAAUGCUCUUGGCAAACGAGUGAAGCCCUACUUGCCGCAGAUCUGCGGUACGGUUCUGUGGCGUUUGAACAACAAGUCGGCCAAGGUGCGGCAGCAGGCUGCUGACCUCAUCUCUCGUACUGCAGUGGUCAUGAAGACUUGUCAAGAGGAAAAACUGAUGGGACAUCUGGGUGUUGUGUUAUAUGAGUACCUGGGUGAAGAAUAUCCGGAAGUACUGGGCAGCAUACUUGGAGCACUUAAGGCUAUUGUUAAUGUCAUAGGUAUGCACAAGAUGACACCACCUAUCAAAGAUCUGCUGCCACGGCUCACGCCUAUUUUGAAGAACAGACAUGAGAAAGUACAGGAGAAUUGUAUCGAUCUGGUUGGGCGCAUUGCUGACAGAGGUGCAGAAUACGUUUCUGCAAGAGAAUGGAUGAGGAUCUGCUUUGAGCUGCUUGAGUUAUUAAAAGCUCACAAGAAAGCUAUUCGAAGAGCCACAGUAAAUACUUUUGGAUAUAUUGCAAAAGCCAUUGGACCUCACGAUGUCUUGGCUACAUUGCUGAAUAACUUGAAAGUACAGGAAAGGCAGAACAGAGUAUGUACUACAGUAGCAAUUGCUAUUGUAGCUGAAACAUGCUCGCCUUUCACAGUGCUGCCUGCGCUCAUGAAUGAAUACAGAGUCCCAGAACUGAAUGUCCAGAAUGGUGUGUUAAAAUCUCUUUCUUUCCUGUUCGAAUACAUUGGAGAAAUGGGAAAAGAUUAUAUUUAUGCUGUUACGCCAUUGCUCGAAGAUGCUUUAAUGGACAGAGAUCUUGUACACAGACAAACAGCCAGUGCUGUGGUGCAACACAUGUCUCUUGGUGUUUAUGGGUUUGGCUGUGAAGAUUCUCUUAAUCAUUUGUUAAACUACGUAUGGCCUAAUGUGUUUGAAACCUCUCCGCACGUCAUUCAGGCAGUCAUGGGGGCUCUGGAGGGCCUCAGAGUUGCUAUUGGCCCUUGCCGAAUGUUGCAGUAUUGUUUGCAGGGUUUGUUUCAUCCUGCCCGGAAAGUCAGAGACGUUUACUGGAAGAUUUAUAAUUCCAUCUACAUUGGCUCACAGGAUGCUCUGAUAGCACACUAUCCAAGAAUCUAUAACGAUGAAAAGAACACCUAUAUUCGUUAUGAACUUGACUACAUCUUAUAAUCUUCUUGUUCUGUUGUUUGUGUUUAAUGCACAGCUGUUCUUCACAUAAAUGCUUCAGAUUUCAUGAUGUAAAAUUUUAAAAUAUUGGAGAUGAGUAUAGAGCUGGUCAGAGGCAGAGGUAGGAAUCCAGUAGCAUGAUUUUUUAAAUAUGUCCUUGUUUUUUGAUGUUAAACAGUUAAAGCCAGUAGUGACCAAGAAAACAGUGAUUACAGUAUACAGGAGGGAUUUCAUUUUUGGUUCAUCUUUAUGAAGAUUUAGAUUUCAUUCCUUGUGUUUAAAGGGGUUGUUUAUUUGAGAAAUAAACAUUUGUGUAUAAAAUCUAAUUUGCGUGUGGUUUUUGGAUUGAGAGACUUGUAAAACGAGUCUCUGAUGGAUUUAAGUAUUUGUUCAUGUAAUAAAUAGGUGGCGUCAAGCAUUUUAACCCUUUUGUCACCCCCUAGCUUUUGAAUAAAUAAGAAAAAUAUACAAACUGUA
This is a messenger RNA of Phasianus colchicus (ring-necked pheasant), 5911 nucleotides long. RefSeq names its product splicing factor 3b subunit 1 (gene SF3B1). Lineage: Eukaryota; Metazoa; Chordata; Aves; Galliformes; Phasianidae. Gene Ontology annotation, biological process: spliceosomal complex assembly. The record is from RefSeq and is a predicted model, not a curated record. Gene Ontology annotation, molecular function: mRNA binding.